AUGGCUCUCGAGCGAGUUGAAUCGAUUGCACAGCAUCUGCUGAGACCUAACAGAGCCUUGAAUGCGAUCCAAUUCAAGCAUCCUGACGACAUUGUCAUCACCCUAGCUACACGGACACCCCUGACUAAAGCAAAGAAGGGUGGCUUGAAGGACACAAGUCUCGAGUACAUCACGUACGCCGUUCUCAAAGAGGUCAGGGAGAGAUCGAAGCUCCAGCUUGCACUAGUCGGUGAUAUACGCCUGGGAAAUGUCUCUGACAGCAAAGCGGCUUUUAAGGUCCGAUCAGCUGCCCUUGCUGCCGGCUUUCCCAGCACAACUACCGCCUCUUCCGUGAACCGUUUCUGUUCCUCGGGUCUUGAAGCUAUCAGUGACAUAUCCAAAGCAAUUUUUGAGGGGUCGAUUACCAUCGGCAUCGCUUUAGGGGCCGAGAGUAUGACGACUAGCAGUGAGAAAAUAGAAGAGCCCUUUGAUGAGGCUGUCACUUCUCUGAGCCAAGAAGCAUUUGACUGCACGCGGCCUAUGGGGUGGACGAGUGAGAAUGUGAAUACUGAUUUUGGCAUUUCUCGCGAAGAGAGGGAAUGUUUCGCUGCAGAGAGCUUCGACAAGGCUGAAGCGGCGCAGGACGCUGGCUGGUUUGAUGAUGAGAUUGUACCUAUCAAGACUAAGCUUAAGCGGCUAGAUGGAGCGGCAAUGGAGGUGACCCUGACGAAAUAA
Messenger RNA from Fusarium musae, 714 nucleotides. RefSeq lists its product as uncharacterized. The transcript has 3 exons. Gene Ontology annotation, biological process: fatty acid beta-oxidation; phenylacetate catabolic process. The record is from RefSeq and is a predicted model, not a curated record. The coding region runs from base 1 to 714 and encodes 237 amino acids. Gene Ontology annotation, molecular function: acetyl-CoA C-acyltransferase activity. NCBI's taxonomy places the organism in Eukaryota, Fungi, Ascomycota, Sordariomycetes, Hypocreales, Nectriaceae. Gene Ontology annotation, cellular component: peroxisome.